UUCUACGUAAUGGUAGGAACUUGGGAGUUUUCCUUCGGACACUGAGUCGCUUAAAUUACUGACAGCUUGUCCCGAAACUGCCGCAAACGCGUUGAUUUUCUAGAUAUAUUGUCAGGAGGUGUGGGGCUAGCAAGAAUUCAGCUUGUUAUGGUCGGGGACACGACAUGUCAGAGGAAGAAAGUCUAAUUGUGCCAUCUUUUCUUGAAGACGUCAGAGUCAAGUUCGUCGGGGAGAAAGUGUGUUUUCUAUUGCAGCUGCAGAGAAAAACAUGGGAGCAGAGUGCUGCAGUCGGAGAGUUUCAAGCACUGCUCCAGGACUUCUUCCAGAAACAGACAAUCCUAUAUUUCUCAUCAACCAACAAACAAUGUGUGCUUGCUUCAAAUGAGGUCCUACCUGUUGCUGCUCAAAGCAGACAAAUCUACAUUCUCAAGAAGAGACCUGCUUCUAUUGACGCUGAGAACUACAGGAGGCUUCUGAAUUUUGGUCUCCUGUCUUCAUCGCCUCUGCUGCAGCUAUCAGGUGCUAUACAACAGGUAUGUGGCCCACUACUGACCAAUGGCAAAAAUCACCCCAUCUGGCCAACUUUGAUUUCUGAAGACAUCAGUCGACAUGUAGAGAGCAUGUGCAGUAUGACAUCCGUUGUACGAGGGCAGGUUUUAGGAAAAACUGUCCUCCCUAUUCCAACGACAACGGGCUGGAUGGAAAAAUCCUACAACACAUUUAAAAUGUAUGAAAACUAUGACAGGACUUUGGCUCAUACCAUUGAGACCCAGGUUAUCAUCUGGAGCAGUUUGAUUCAGAAAAUCUUAAACCAGGACUCAUCAGACCUCCUACAGACAGGCUGCAACCCAGAGCCUGGUGUAGAAAUCAGGUUUUGGGCUUCCAGAAAGAGCAAUCUUGAGGGUAUUCAUCAUCAGCUACAGAGUCCCAGUGUUGAAAUCAUGGCGAGAGUUUUGGAGGUGAUGGACAGCAGCUACCAUCCAGCUAUCAGCACUCUAAUAGGAAAUGUGUCUAAUGCCCUUAAAGAGGCCCAGGACGUUGACCUGUAUCUACAGCCACUAGACGCACAGUUGUCUCAGUUGAAAAAUAAUGGAUUUAUUGAUAUGGAGAAAUGCACCCCUGCGGUUUUUCAUACACUAUUCCUCAUCUGGACCAACUGCCAGUAUUAUCAGAGACCGGCUCGCAUCGUGGUGUUACUACAGAAACUCUGCAAUCUGUUCAUUGAGCAGGCUUCUGCAUACCUCCCUGACGAUCUGCUACACAGAGAGGAUACAGAGGACAGUCUGCUAAUAAUAAAGAAGGUAGUGAAAGCUCUCCGAUGUGUCAGAGAGAGUUACCAGGCCCAGAAGGAGAAGCUAGCCAGGCAAAAGAGUUAUCCGCCUUGGGAUUUCCCAUCUGCCAUGGCUUUUUCACGUUACAACCAAUUCAUAAAUCGCAUGCUUCAGCUGGAGAACUUGUUUGAAACUAUGUUGGAAUUCCAAAUGAUGGAGAAGCUAGAGCUCGGUGGCAUUAGAGGAAGGUUCUACAGUGAGCAAGUAGCCAAGAUACACAAUGAGUUCACCAACCACUGCCAGGUGUUAAAGUACAGUAAAUACAAUCCACUUGACCUCACCUCUCAGGCUUUUGAAGAUGAUUAUAACACUUUCAAAAGACGAAUUGCAGACUUUGAACUUCGCCUUGCCAACUUGCUUUGUUUGGCUUUCAAGGAUUGCGCCGGACUGGAAUCAGCUUUAAAAAUGCUAACAAUUGUUGCGCCCUUUCUGGAAAGAAGUCAAAUCCGACAGUUGUUUCGUCCAUCCUUUAUUCUACUUCAGCAGCAUUUCAAGGAAGAGCUGGAUAAUUGUAAAUUUAUGAUUAAAUCUCAGCUCAAUCCGGUGGACAGUGGUGUGAUGAAGAAUAUGGCACACACAUCUGGAGUUUUAAAGUGGGCAAAAAUGCUCAAAGAACGCAUUGAAACACCAUGGGAACAAUUCAGAUUAUUGUUCAAUAUGUCUGCACAACAUGUAGAGAUGGUGAAUGUGUACAGUACUCACAGGGACAUGGUGAGUCUCUUGGACCAAUAUGAAGAGGAUAUUUACAGUGACUGGUGUAAUGGCUUGGAACAGACUUGCCUGAUCAACCUCAACCAGACUCUGAUUUCAAGAAAUCCCACAUCUGGACUGAUCUCAGUCAACUUCAAUCCAAAGCUUGCUGAAAUCUUGAAAGAUGUCAAGUACAUCCACACGCUCGGUAAGAAAACCAUUCCUAUGGCGGCAAUAACCGUUUUCGACAAGCGUGACAUUUUCACAAAGUAUCUGAACAGUUUACAGCUGGUGGUACAAUGUUACAACAAGUUAAAGACGACCAUGUUGGAGGUGGAACUUCCUCUCGUCAGAGCUGAGCUGGUCUCCAUAGACUUGCAGCUAGCAAAAGCAGAGACCAGCCUGACAUGGCAGGAUCAGGAUUGCUGGAGGUUCAUUCAAAGCACAAAGAACCUGGUCCAAGACCUUGCAUAUCGAGUCAGCAGAGCCAAGGAAAACUCUGAUACAAUUCAAUCAAUGAUAAAGGAUUGGAGCAAGAGGGCCAUGUUCUGCAGAAAGGACAACAAGAAAGGCUCCCUUAUCCAACUGGAGAGCAAGCUGGACUAUGUAAGCAGGAAGUACAACUCCAUGAAGAGGGAUGGGGAAUUUUUUCAUCAGCUGAUACAGGAGAAUAUGGUCCUUUUUCAUGCUGAUCCUGCUUCAGAAGGAUGGCGGUCCUACCUGGAAUAUAUGGAUGAGUUGGUUGUUGAAGGGCUCUUCAGAUACAUCAACCACUCUCUUCAGUUCUUUGUGGACAAUAUGGAAAUUUGGCCAUCUCAGCCUCCUCUGUUUGAAGCCCAGUUAUUGCUGAAUGGUUCAGUUUUAGGUUUUAGUCCUUCAGUUGACCGAGACGCAGGAGACGGUCUCUAUGAACUGGUGGAAGGACUGAUUGGAGACGUAUUCAAGUCUUCGAUGUAUAUCCAGAGGGUUGCUGGUCAUCUUGGCAUGGAAACCUAUCAGGAUAUCAUGGACGACAUUCCAGAUUUAUCAAACCUGAGGCAGCAAAUAAUGGCUAAAGUGGAGAGUGUUCUUCGGAAAAUGGAAAAUUACCAGAAACAGUUUGAUUGCUACACCCACCUAUGGCAGGAUGACAGAACAGAGUUCCUCAGGCAGUUUCUCAGAUACGGUCAUGGUCUUUCAGUAGAGGAGCUGGAGGCCUGUAGAGCAGAUGUGCUCCCUGAAUCCCCCCCUACAACCAAGAACUUCAAAGAACAGAUUGAUUAUUACGAGAAACUGCAUGCUGAAGUGUGUCAACUGGAAGACUUUAGAGUGUUUGAUGGGUGGCUUCGAGUGGACUGCAGGUUCUUUAAAGUCAGUCUUCAAAACGCAAUUAAAAUGUGGAGCUGGCUUUUUAAAGAGCAUCUCUUGACAUAUGUGAUGAACAGUCUUGAAGAGCUGCAGACAUUUCUCCAAGUUGCUGUCAAGGGGUUGAACAGUCCUGUUGUCAAAAGAGACCACCAAGGUUUUAUUGAUGUUAUGACCCAUCUGUUGGCUGUCAGAGACAGACAAAGUGCCAUUGAUAUGAUGUUUGAACCUCUUAGAGGCAAAAUAGUCUUGCUAGAACGCUAUGGUAUGACAAUACCUGAACUUUUCUACACUCAAAUGGAGGAACUCCCAGAAAAAUGGACUGAAGUAAAAAAACUGGCCUUGAAAGUGAAGAAUGAAGUUGCUCCCAAUCAAAGUGCUGAAGUGAUAGUUUUGAGAACAAAAUGCAUGGAUUUUGAGGUAAAACAAGCCAAAUUCAGGGAGAGGUUCAAAGCAAACACACCCUUCAGUUACAAUACACUGAAUCCCUAUUCUAGUCUGGAGAAAUCAGAAAAAGCCAUCCGAGAUAUGGAGAGAGAAGUAGCAGAGCUACAAGAGUCCACAAAUCUGUUUGAUGUAACUAUUCCUGACUACAGAGACAUCAAGCUCUGUCGACAGGAAAUCACUGUCCUGAAAGAACUCUGGGACAUUGUGAUAUAUGUGCAGAGCACUGUUGAAAACUGGACAAAGACCAAAUGGAGGCAGAUAAACGUGGAGCAGAUGGAUGCAGAAUUGAGGAGCUUUGCCAGGGACAUGCGGAAGCUUGACAAAGACGCACACUUUUGGGAUGUGUAUGUGGGAUUAGACCUGUAUGUAAAAAAGUUGUUGACAUCAUUGCGUGUUGUGAGUCAACUACAGAGCCAGGCAAUACGAGAGCGCCACUGGAUGCAGCUGAUUAGAACAACAAAGGUUGACUUCACUGUAUCUGACACAACCACCUUGGGGAAUCUUUUGGCUCUGCAGCUUCAUUUAUUUGAAGAUGAAGUCAGCAUUAUAGUGGAUAAGGCAGUCAAAGAAUUGGCUAUCGAAAAGAUUAUAACAGAAAUAAGCCAAGCAUGGGGAUCAAUGGAGCUUUCAUAUGAGGAACAUUACCAGACCUCUCUGCCACUACUUACAUUUAAUGAGGACCUUAUUGAAAUACUUGACGAUCAUCAGAUUCAGCUCCAGAAUGUCAUUCAGAGCAAGCAUGUGGCUCACUUCUUAGACCGGGCACUGCAGCUGCAACAUCAGCUCACCGCUGCUGAUUGUGCGCUAACUAUUUGGAUGGAGGUCCAAAGAACAUGGGUUCACCUUGAAAGCAUCUUCAAAAGCUGCGAUGACAUCCACCGACAAAUUCCUGACGAUGCUUUAAAAUUCCAAAAAAUAGAUGCUGAAUAUCAGGAGUUAAUGCUGGACAGUGCUAAUACUACAAACCUUAUUGAGGCCACCAACAAGCAACAUCUGUUUGAAAAAUUAGAGGACUUGCAAAAAAGGCUGGCUGUAUGUGAAAAAGCUCUUGCUGAAUAUCUGGAGACCAAGAGAAUUGCAUUUCCCCGAUUCUACUUUAUUUCAUCUGCAGACUUGUUGGACAUCCUCUCCAAAUGGAGUCGCCCAAAGGAGGUUGCUGUUUAUCUCCCAAAACUGUUUGACAGCAUGUCAGAUCUUGAGUUUAACACAAGCGGUGUGCUGCACAAUCCUAAACAUGCUUUGGGCAUGUACAGCAAAGAGAGAGAGUAUGUCCAGUUCCAAACUGAUUGUUUCUGUAAUGGACGGGUGGAAGAGUGGCUCACCCGUCUGGAGGAAUCUAUGAGGAACUGCAUCAAGGUUCACCUGUCUGAAGCCGUGUCUGUUUAUGAGGACAGAUCCAGAGAGCAGUGGAUUCUUGAAUUCCCCGCUCAAAUUGCUCUCACCGGAUCACAGAUCUGGUGGAGCAAUGAUAUGGAGCUUGUUUUUAAACGACUUGAAGAAGGAUUUGAGUCGGCAUUAAAAGACUACAACAAGAAACAGGUCUUCCAACUCAACAUUCUCACAGAAAUGCUCCUUGGUGAGCUGAGUCCUGGUGACAGACAGAAGAUCAUGAGUGUCUGCACUGUUGAUGUCCAUGCUAGAGACAUUGUUGCCAGACUCAUUGACCAAAAGGUUGAUUCAGAUCACUUAGAGAAAGUCACCAACUCGCUGGCAUUCCAGUGGCUUUCCCAACUUCGACACUGCUGGAAUGAGAAGCUGCAACGAUGCUAUGUCAACAUCUGUGAUGCUCAGUUCCUUUACUCAUACGAGUAUAUUGGAAAUACUUCUCGUCUGGUCAUCACUCCCCUCACAGACCGGUGCUACAUCACAUUGACUCAAUCACUCCACCUGAACAUGAGUGGAGCCCCAACAGGCCCUGCUGGAACAGGGAAAACGGAGACUACAAAGGAUCUCGGCAGAGCCAUGGGCGUCAUGGUGUACAUCUUCAACUGUUCUGAACAGAUGGACUACAAGUCCAUGGGAAACAUCUACAAGGGUCUUGCACAGACUGGAGCAUGGGGCUGCUUUGAUGAAUUCAACCGUAUCCCUGUGGAUGUCUUGUCCGUUGUCGCAGUUCAGGUCAAAACCAUUCAAGACGCUGUUCGUUCUAUGAAGAAAUCGUUCUUGUUCCUCAAUCAGAAUAUUGCCUUAAAAAAAUCCAUUGGGAUUUUUAUCACUAUGAACCCAGGCUAUGCUGGGAGGGCUGAGCUACCUGAAAACGUCAAGGCCCUUUUUAGACCUUGUGCCAUGGUGGUGCCUGACACUGAGCUUAUUUGUGAGAUCAUGUUGGUGGCAGAAGGCUUCCGUAGUGCUAAGCUUUUAGCCAGGAAGUUUACUACACUCUACAGCCUCUGCAAAGAGUUACUUUCUAAGCAGGACCAUUAUGAUUGGGGUUUGCGUGCUGUCAAAUCUGUUCUGGUUCUGGCCGGUUCUCUGAGAAGAAAAGACAAAACGAGACCAGAAGAUCAGGUGUUGAUGCGUGCACUGCGGGACUUCAAUAUGCCUAAAAUUGUGACAGAGGACAUGACGGCCUUCCUGGGACUGCUUGGGGACCUGUUUCCAGGCCUGGAAGUUGAGAGAGAAAGAAACUUUGAACUUGAGAAGGUCAUCAGAGAAUCGACUGUGCAACUUGGACUGCAGCCCGAGGAAACCUUUAUCCUAAAGGUAGUACAGCUGGAAGAACUCAUGGCAGUUCGUCACUCUGUUUUUGUCAUUGGAAGUGCUGGAACUGGAAAAAGCAAGAUCCUGAGAGUUCUUCAUAAAACAUAUGUAAAGCUAAGAUGGAAGCCAGUCUGGAAUGACCUCAAUCCAAAGGCGAUUGACAGGGAUGAACUUUUUGGAUUCAUUCAUCCUGCAACUCGGGAGUGGAAAGAUGGUUUGCUUUCAUCACUGAUGCGGCAGCAGGCAAACAUCUCCCACCAUGGGCCUAAGUGGAUUGUGUUGGAUGGAGACAUUGAUCCAAUGUGGAUUGAAUCACUCAACACAGUGAUGGAUGAUAACAAGGUCCUGACACUAGCCAGUAAUGAGCGUGUGCCUCUCACCCUUUCCAUGAGGCUUGUGUUUGAAAUCAGUCAUCUUAAGAUGGCCACACCUGCUACAGUGUCUAGAGCAGGAAUUCUUUAUGUUAACCAACAGGACUUAGGCUGGAACCCGUACGUCACAAGCUGGAUUGAUAGACGGGAGCGACAGACAGAACGUGCUCACCUGAUGAUACUGUUUGAUAAAUAUGUUCCUCGUUGUCUCGAGCAGAUGAAGAGCAGUUUUAAAACCAUAACUCCUAUCCCAGAGAACUCCAUGAUACAGACACUGUGCACUUUGCUCGACUGCCUUUUAACUGCAGAAAAUAUUUCUGCUGACUCUCCUCGUGAAAUCUAUGAGACGUAUUUCACCUUUGCUUGCAUCUGGGCUUUUGGAGGAGCCCUCUAUAAAGAUCAGCUGCAUGAUUACCAGGUGAAGUUCAGUCAGUGGUGGACCAAAGAAAUGAGGACAGUUAAGUUCCCCACACAAGGAACGGUUUUUGACUACUACCUUGACCACCAGACCAAACGCUUUCUGCCCUGGAGCGAUAUUGUACCAAGCUUUGAAGUGGAAAACCACACACCAUUACAGGCUGUUGUGGUGCACACAGCAGAGACCAUGCGUCUUAGCUACUUCGUGGACUUAUUGCUGGAGAGGAGGCAGCCGGUGAUGCUUGUGGGGAACGCUGGAGUGGGAAAGACUGCACUUGUCAGAAACAAGUUAGACACUCUGUCAGAGAGUUACACAACCUCAAAAGUACCCUUCAACUACUACACCACCUCCCUCAUGUUGCAAGAGAUUUUGGAGCAGCCAUUAGAGAAAAGAGCAGGAAGAACCUACUCACCUGCAGGCAACAGGAGGCUGGUCUAUUUUAUAGAUGACAUGAACAUACCAGCUGUUGAUAGCUACGGAACAGUGCAGCCUCAUGCUCUUAUACGUCAGCAUCUGGAUUUUGGUCACUGGUAUUGCAGACAGAAACUGACUUUAAAGGAAGUGCAAAAUACCCAGUAUGUUGCAUGCAUGAAUCCAACUGCUGGGAGCUUCAUCAUCAACCCCAGAUUACAGAGACAUUUCUCAGUGUUUGCAGUAAACUUCCCUUCGCCAGAGUCUCGGGCAUCAAUCUAUGGUCAGAUCUUGUGUGGGCAUUUAAAACAAAGAGCUUUCAGUCAGUCGGUCCAGAAAACUGCUGCUGCUGUUGUUCGAGCUCUCAUGACUCUUCAUGACAAGAUGGUUCAGAGUUUUGUUCCCACAGCAAUCAAGUUUCACUACAUAUUUAAUCUUCGAGACAUGUCAAACGUCUUUCAGGGUGUCCUUUUAGCUGGUCCACAGACUGUGAGGGACAGCGCUGACCUGGUGGCAUUGUGGCUGCACGAGUCCUGUAGAGUGUAUUCAGACAGACUGGUAGACAUGAAGGACCUGCAACUUUUCCAGAAGAUCCAAAUGGAGACUGUGCAUGAAUGCUUUGAGGGCCUGGAAGAUAAAAAAGUGGACAAACAGACCCUACUCUAUUGCCACUUUGCCAACAUGGACAGAGGUCAUUCCUAUGCCCCUUUCAAUGACUGGUCUAUGCUUAGGGCCAUCCUCAUUGAGGCCUUGAAAAGCUACAAUGAGCUCUAUCCAACUAUGAACCUUGUGCUGUUUGAAGAUGCCAUACAACAUGUCUGUCGCAUCAGCCGUAUCCUGGAGGCUCCGAGGAGCCAUGGCCUACUGGUGGGAGUGGGGGGCAGCGGAAAGCAGAGUCUGACUCGCCUCGCUUCCUACAUGUCUUCUGUGGAAGUCUUCCAAAUCACACUGAGAAAGGGUUACAGCAUCCAGGACCUCAAUACGGACCUUGCUGGGUUAUUACUAAAGGCUGGAGUAAAGAAUCAUCGUGUGACUUUGCUUCUGACAGAUGCACAGAUACCUGAUGAGCGAUUUUUAGUCAUUGUUAAUAACAUACUGGCAUCAGGUGGAAGUCCAGAGAUCUUCUGUGAGGAUGAGAUUGAACACAUUGUGUCAAGUGUGAGAAGAGAGGUGCGCAGCCUCGGACUGCUGGAUGACAAGGAGAACUGCUGGAGAUUCUUUACACACCGAGUGCAACAACAACUCACGGUAGUACUGUGUAUGUCUCCUGCUGGCAACGCCCUGCGUGUCAGGGCCCGUCGGUUCCCGGCUCUCAUUAACUGUACAACCAUCGACUGGUUUCAUCCUUGGACAACUGAGGCUCUGCAGUCGGUGAGCUACAGGUUCGUCCAUGAAAUUGAUGGAAUUGAGCCUGCUGUCCAGGAAUCCAUCAGUCUUUUCAUGGCCUACGUUCACAACAGUGUCAACCAGGCAAGUGAAAAAUACCUGCGAAAUGAGAAGAGGUACAAUUACACCACCCCCAAGAGCUUUCUCCAGCAAAUCACCUUGUACAGAAACCUGCUGGAGAAAAGCCGGGCUCAGCUUCAGCACAAAAUGAACCGACUUGACACUGGCCUUCAGAAACUCCAAAGCACUGCUGCACAGGUUGAUAAUCUGAAAGCAAAAUUAGCAUCGCAAGAGUCUCAGCUUACAUUAAAAAAUGAAAAUAUUGGAGCCCUUUUAACAAAAAUUGGGUUGCAAACAGAGAAAGUGAGCAAGAAGAGAGAGGCAGCAGAUGUGGAAGCACAAAAGGUUGCUGUCAUGCAGGCAGAAAUUGCUGUCAAACGGAAGGAUUGUGAAAAUGACCUCACUAAAGCAGAGCCCUCUUUGACAGCUGCAGUGGAAGCACUAAACACCCUCAAUAAGGUUAAUCUUACUGAGCUCAAGGCUUUUCCAAACCCUCCAGCUGCAGUAACCAAUGUUGCAGCCGCUGUCAUGGUCUUGCUGGCCCCUCAUGGCCGCGUACCUAAGGAUCGGAGCUGGAAGGCGGCACGGGCCUUCAUGGGCAAGGUGGAUGAUUUUCUACAUGCCCUGGUGUCAUAUGACAAAGAGCACAUUCCUGAGUCCUGCCUGACUGUGGUGAAGCAACAGUAUUUGAGAAAGCCAGACUUCCACCCUGAUCUAGUUUGGACCAAAUCUACAGCUGCAGCUGGACUUUGUGCUUGGACUAUUAAUAUUGUCAGAUACUAUGAGAUUUAUUGUGAGGUUAUCCCAAAACGCUCUGCAUUAUCACAAGCUAAUACAGAGCUGGAAAUGGAAACAGCCAAACUGUUGGUACUUCAAAAAAAACUGGCGGAUCUUGAUGCCAACCUCCAAAGCCUGACAGCUCAGUUUGAAAGAGCUACAGCUGAGAAAAUCAGUUGUCAGGAGGAGGUGACACAAACCACCCAGACCGUAGAGCUGGCCAACCAACUCGUCAAAGGCCUAAUGGAAGAAAAGGAACGCUGGUCCCAAGCUAUUAUCCAGUACAAGAAACAGCACAAAACUCUCUGUGGUGACGUCCUCCUCGCCUCAGCUUUCAUCUCGUAUUUGGGUUAUUUUACGAGCCAGUAUCGUGUGGAGCUUUUCAAAAAUUCUUGGGUACCUUUCCUUCAGUCACAGAAGGUCUCUGUGCCCCUGACAGACGGCCUGGAUCCGAUCCUCAUGCUUACAGAUGAUGCCACUGUGGCAGCCUGGCACAACCAGGGCUUGCCAAAUGAUAGAAUGUCUACUGAAAAUGCAGCCAUCCUGACCACCAGUGAGCGUUGGCCACUCAUCAUUGAUCCACAGCAGCAGGCCAUCAAGUGGAUCAGAAACCGACUGAAGCCAGAGCUCAGGAUGGUGCGACUGGGACAGAAAGGGUAUAUCGAAGUUAUUGAACAAGCUCUUGUCUGUGGAGAAACCGUCCUGAUAGAGAAUCUCCCAGAAAAGGUAGACCCAGUCCUGGAGAAUCUUCUGGGAAAAAGAACAAUUAAAAGAGGAAGGUGUAUUCUUAUUGGGGAUAAGGAAUGUGAGUACAACAAGAACUUUCAACUCAUUCUGCACACCAAGCUGGUCAAUCCACACUUCCCUCCUGAGCUCCAGGCCGAGGCCACCCUCAUUAACUUCACGGUGACGCCUCAGGGCCUGGGCGACCAGCUGCUGGGACAGGUAGUCUCCAGUGAGAGACCUGACCUGGAAAGUCUAAUGAUGGAGCUCACCAUGCAGCAAAACCACUUCAAAAUUGAGCUCAAGAAGUUUGAAGAUGACCUACUGAGUCAUUUGUCUGCAGCCGAUGGGAGUUUUCUGAGCGACAAUUCUCUGGUAGAGCAACUUGAAAACACCAAGCGCAUGGCAACUCACAUUCAAUCCAAGGUGGUGGAGGCCAGAGAGAACGAGACAAAGAUCAACGAGGCUCGAGAACUAUACCGCCCAGCAGCUGAGAGAGCGGCACUCCUCUUUUUUAUCAUCAAUGACCUCAGCAAGAUUAACCCCAUGUACCAGUUUUCUCUCAAGGGCUUUAACCUGGUGUUUAACAAAGCAAUGGAGCAUGCACAAUGGGAUGAGGAUGUGAGGACCAGGGUAUGCACCCUCACUGAGGCCAUCACCCAUUCUGUAUUCCUGUAUACCAGCCAGGGCCUGUUUGAGAGAGACAAGUUAACCUUCUUGUCACACACUGCCUUCCAGAUUCUCCUCUCUCAGGGUUUGAUUGAUCCCCAGGAAUUUGAGUUCCUGCUUCAUUUCCCAGUGCAAACUACAAACUUCAGUGCUGUGUCGUUCCUCUCUCCACAUAGCUGGGGGGCCAUUAAGACAAUCUCUGCAAUGGAGGAAUUCAGUGGACUCGACAAAGAUGUGGAAAACUCUGCAAAACGCUGGAAGAAGAUUGUUGAAUCCAGCUGUCCUGAGAAUGAAAAGCUCCCGCUAUACUGGAAGAAUAAGAGCCCCCUUCAGAAGCUCAUCAUCCUGAGAGCACUCAGACCUGACAGGCUAACCUAUGCAGUGAAGAAAUUUGUGGAAGAAAGCAUGGGAACUAAAUAUGCAGAAAGCACCAGGCUGGAAUUAGAAAAAUUAUUUGAGGAUAGCACUCCUUCAACCUCCAUGUUCUUCAUUCUCUCACCUGGAAUGGAUCCACUAAGAGAUGUUGAAAAACUAGGUUUAAAGCUGGGAUUUUCCAUUGACCGGGGAACUUUACACAAUGUGUCUCUGGGACAGGGGCAGGAGGAGGUAGCAGAGAGGGUUCUCAGGAACGCCUCCAAACAGGGACAUUGGGUCAUUUUGCAGAAUGUACACCUCGUGGUCCGCUGGCUGCCUUCACUAGAUGCUCUCCUGGAGACAGUGGCAGUGGAUGGACAUCCCCGCUACCGGGUCUUCAUCACCGCAGAGCCAGCACAGAACCCCAAGCAGCAUGUGAUCCCCAGAGGCAUGCUGGAGAACGCCAUCAAAAUUACAAACGAACCCCCGUCUGGCAUGAAUCCCAGUUUACACACUGCCCUCAACAACUUCAACCAGGAUACCUUGGAUAUGUGCUCUAGAGAGCAAGAGUUCAACUCCAUGUUGUUCUCCCUCUGUUUCUUCCAUGCCUGCAUAACAGAGCGCAGAAAAUUUGGCUCGCAAGGGUGGAACCACAACUACCCCUUCAGCACAGGAGACCUCACCAUCUCUGCCCAUAUUUUAUAUAACUACCUGGAGGGCAACUCAAAGUCCAUGCAGGUACCUUGGGAGGACUUGCGCUAUCUGUUCGGAGAGAUUAUGUAUGGAGGGCACAUCACUGAUGUCUGGGACAGAAGACUCUGCAAGACAUAUCUGCAAGAAUUCAUAAAUCCUAAUAUGUUUGAAGCAGAGCUCUUCCUGUGUCCAGGAUUUCUGGCUCCUCCUUUUUUAGACUACGCAGGCUACCAUGUUUAUGUCGAUGAAAACCUCCCCCCGGAGAACCCCGUGUUGUAUGGUCUCCAUCCGAAUGCCGAGCUGGAGUGCCUUACUGCCACCUCAGAAAACAUGUUCAGAUCUCUGUGGGAACUGCAGCAUCAAGACUCAUUCGGAAGAGGCAAAGCCGCUGAGAGCACAGACGAGAAGAUUAUGGCCAUAAUCGAAGACAUCCUGGAGAAGCUUCCUGAGGAAUAUAAUGUUUCAGAGAUGAUGGGAAAGACAACAGAGCGAAGCCCCUAUGUCUUAGUGUGCUUCCAGGAGUGUGAACGCAUGAAUCUUCUGGUAGCAGAAAUAAAGAAGUCCCUCAGUGAGCUGGAUGCUGGCCUGAAGGGAGAACUCACCAUCUCCUCCAGCAUGGAGAGACUACAGUCUGCGUUGUUCAAUGAUUUCGUUCCAGAUUCUUGGACUAGACUGGCUUAUCCCUCAACUAAAACACUUGCACAUUGGUUGAAUGACCUAAUGAGCAGCUGUCAUGAAUUGGACUGUUGGACUCAAGACUUUGUUUUGCCUGCAGUUGUUUGGCUGUCAGGACUCUUCAACCCACAAUCAUUCCUUACUGCUGUACUGCAGAGUAUUGCUCGCAAGAAUCAGUGGCCCCUGGACAAAAUGACUCUAAUUGUUGACGUAACAAAGAAGAUGAAAGAGGACUUUGGGCAUCCUCCAAGAGAGGGAGCGUACAUCCACGGACUCUUUAUGGAAGGGGCUCGUUGGGACAUUGAAUCAGGCAUCAUCUCUGAGGCCUUCCUUGGAGAGCUGACCCCGGCCAUGCCAGUGCUGUAUGUUAGAGCUGUGCCUGCAGAGGAGCAGGAGCUCAGAAACACCUUUGAAUGUCCAGUGUACCGCACAAAGCAGCGCGGCUCCACAUAUGUGUGGGCCUUCCACCUCCGAACCAAAGAGCCCCCACCCCACUGGGUGGUAGCUGGAGUUGCUUUGCUCUUGUCUGUGUGAGAAAGUCAUUAGAUCAGGGGGGAGCAUCUUAAAAAUGUGCUAUUUUUCAUUUUGUUUGUUUUAUAUUUAGUUUUUAACAAAAUGUAUUAUGCAGGCAGUAUUAGUAUCAUGUGUGUGUUUCACUGACACAGCCAUUCACAUUUAGUUUCAUAGUUUUAUUUUGAUAUGUUUUAGGAAUUACAUUGGUUUUAGAUUAGUGUCCAGCCAGUGUUGAACCUGUCGUGUGUGCGUCCACCGCUGCUCCUCAUCUCCCUCGAGUGUGACUGGGAUUUGUCGGGAGCUUAUGUCUCUAUAUUAGACCAUGUAAUUUUGGAUGAGCAGCAUAUUUUAUUAGAAGGUCAAGAUUAAAAAAAGCUCUCUGGCUGCCCUCUGCUAACUGAAUGAUACACAAUGCUGUCUGGAGGGAUCCCAGACCAAAUUCCCAGGAGAUGAUGUGCAUGGCCGCUAUUGACUUUUAAAUGAGGUGCAUUUGACAUUGACCUUUUGUACUGCGGAGGCAAAAUACUAACAGACUAGUGUAAUUCAUUCAGCCGAGCCUGUUGCAAAAACCUAUUGAAAGGAACUGAUAGCUUUGUAUGAGAAAGCAACACAUUAGAUUACCCAUCCUUUAUCUGUCUUCUCCUCUCUGUCUGCAUCUGAUUAACCUACUCAGAACUAAAUAAAACCUUUAAGUUUGAAUCAGUGCAUAGAGAGAAUGAUCUUAUCAAAAAUGUUAUCUUGUUCUUAUCAAAUUAAUUGGGGUUAAUUGAAAAGUGAGAAGAUUUCCAGAUUGUUUUUUUAUGACUUAGAAAUAAAUGCUUAAAACGCUGUUCAUUUCAGAAAAGUCAGAUUUUAGAAUUAUAUACUAGAAUUGUUGUAUAGACCAAAAUUAAUCAUAAAACUAGAAAAUGAACCUCUUGAAGCAGCGGUUCACAUUUAUUCUCUUUGAAUAAACCAUUUGCUAACUUCAUGAUCCUAAUGUCAUCGGGGUUAACAGAGGCCACAUUAUUGAAAAUGUGAUUCAAAUUGCAGCCCUGAGUCACACUGGUGUUUCUUGGGGUGUUGAGGAGGUCAAACCAGCCCUUUUUCUCCAAUAAGAUUUUCUCCAACGAUAAUAACUGUUGUGUUGUUCUUAAUUCCUCCCUGCAGCCUCAGCGGCUCCAGACAGACAAAUGGAGGAUGGAAGAUUGAUUCUGUGUAUUGUAUUCAAGGAGAGGGAAAUGAAGAGCCGGUCUUCCUGCAGAUUCUCCUCAUCUGCCUUCUCUUCCUCUCAUUAGCACGCCGCAGCAGCUAGCCAGUCAUUUGGUGACAAGGAAAUGAUACAGUGCCUGCAGUGUUUGGGAGGAAAUGGCAGGGUGCGAGGCCCCGGCACGGCGGGGGGUCGUGCCAUGGAGAAGUCAUGUUAAAGGCCAAAGAGGACACCUGGUUAAAGUCAGAGAGGGCAUCUGGGUCAUACCUCCGCCCCCGAUCAAAAAAGUAGGAGAUGGAAGUUGUUGUUUUUUUCCUUUUAACUUUUUAUUUUUUUUAGAAACUAAACUUUUAGACUGUUAUCACUUAAAAUAACAGGAUUAACCUAAUUAUUAGUUGACUCGUGAGUUAAAGAAGUUUUGAAAUGAACUGAGAAAUUGUCUGGAAGAGGAUUUUGCAUUUGAACAGUUAUCCUGUGAAUGCAGCUUUCAAAAGCUUUAUCGGAUGGUUCUGACUUUUUCCUUUAAUGUGCUUGUUUGUUCAGCACAGAUUAAUAACAACAAAUGCUGCAUUAAGGCAUAUUCAAAGCUAAUUUUUCUCCUGUCUAAAGAAACCAAGUUAAUUGCAUCAAGUCAUCAAGUUGUUUUAUUAGAUUACCGUCAUAAUCUUGAAGUGUUUUUUUUUUCUUUUGUAUGUCUGAUUAUUUUCUAUGUUCUUUAGCUGUGAUGUAUUCUCCUUAUUGUCUAAAAGAUGUCGUCACUUUGCUUUUUUUUCUCCCUUCUCCUCCCUCAGGUUUCUUAGUGUUAUGUUUGCUGAUGAUUGUUAGCCCUAUUUCUUUUUUUGGUCUUUGUUCCUUUUUUUCCCCCCUCAGUUAAGGUUCCCUGCUAGUGUCCUUUCCAAAGUUGUUGCACCUUUUUCUGAUUAGUCUAUCACUCUGCCUGAGUAAUUAAGCCCAUUGACGUCACCUGUAUUUAGCCAUCACUUUCACCUGUUUCCCUGCUAUUUAGGUUCUUGAUUUGUCUUUGCUCAGUGGUGGAUUCUCUAUCUUUAUGUCCUGUUUCCUUGUGUCCUUGCUCCUUUUCAUGUCACAAUUUCUAAGUUUUAAUUUUUACUAUUAAAUGAUCAAUUAUG
This is a messenger RNA of Poecilia reticulata (guppy), 15881 nucleotides long. Lineage: Eukaryota; Metazoa; Chordata; Actinopteri; Cyprinodontiformes; Poeciliidae. The record is from RefSeq and is a predicted model, not a curated record.